CCACCUUGCGGCAGCGCGAUGGCCAGCGAGGCCGGCGAGCCGGCGGCCGGCCGGGCCCUGGCCCAGCUGAGCGACUCGGAGCUGGGCGGCUGCAGCAAGGAGGAGCUGGUGCGGCGGCUGCGGCAGGAGGAGGCGGAGAAGCUGGCGGCGCUGGUGCAGCGGGGGCGGCUGAUCCAGGGCGUCAAUCGGCAGCUGCAGGAGCAUCUGCGGGAGAUCCGCGAGCUGAAGCAGGUGAACGAGCGCCUGGCGGCCGAGAACCGCGAGCUCCGCGACCUCUGCUGCUUCCUGGACGACGACCGGCUGAAGGCCAAGCGGCUGGCCCGGGACUGGCAGCUGUUCGGGCAGCAGGCGGCCCGGGUGCUGCGGGACGAGCUGGCCGCCUGCCUGCACAAGCUGGCCGGGCUGGAGGGGCUGCAGGAGCGCCUGGCCGCCGAUAACCUGGAGCUCAAGGCGCUCUGCCUGGCGCUGGAGGAGGAGUGCGCCGCCCGCGCCGACAGCAGCCCCGUGGGCUCCUCGGAGCUCAGCCUGCCCUGCGGGCCCCGGGACCUGGGCGACGGCAGCUCCAGCACCGGCAGCGUGGGCAGCCCGGACCAGCUGCACCUGGCCUGCUCGCCCGAGGACUAGAGACUCCCCCGAGCGGGUGGGGGGCCAGGACCCACCCGGACUAGGGACCUCCCCUGGGGCCUACCCCCCGGACUGUACUCCCCCAAGGGGCCGGAGGGGUGGGGGCCAGGAGCCCCCCCUCGAGGGAGCUGCUCCCCAGUGACUUCACCCACCCGCCUGCAUCGGAAGGACUGGAGAGCAGAGGCAGGCUGUUGGUGGGGGUCUCUCCCCUGGGGUCUGGGGAAGGGGUGCUGCAGAGGAUGCGGGGGGGCGGGGGUGGUCACCUCCGUGAAGAUCCCAGUGCAGACUUUGGGGGGGUAGGGAAUGGAGCUGGGAACUGGGGGGGGGAAGGUCAAAGAUGCAUUUUGGGUGCUACCCCCCCCCAGAAGCAGCGUCUCUCUUAGCUUCUUCACCAACCUCUCCCCCGCCCCCAGGUGCUAACUCCAACCCCGCGGUGUAGCGAGAGCAGUGUGACUCAGGCGACGGGGGAGAUUAGGGCAAACCCUCCCCCCCAAAAAAGUAAAAAUAAUAAAUGUUUUAAAAUUGCUACUUUGGGCAAA
Messenger RNA from Caretta caretta (loggerhead turtle), 1163 nucleotides. It is a transcript of the gene CCDC85B, whose product is annotated as coiled-coil domain containing 85B. Gene Ontology annotation, cellular component: nucleus. NCBI's taxonomy places the organism in Eukaryota, Metazoa, Chordata, Testudines, Cheloniidae. The record is from RefSeq and is a predicted model, not a curated record. Gene Ontology annotation, biological process: negative regulation of DNA-templated transcription.